Molecule: messenger RNA, 564 nt
Organism: Populus trichocarpa (black cottonwood)
Lineage: Eukaryota; Viridiplantae; Streptophyta; Magnoliopsida; Malpighiales; Salicaceae
Exons: 2
Coding region: 1-564 (187 amino acids)
Source: RefSeq, a predicted model, not a curated record
AUGAAGCUGGAUCUUUUUAACCUCAAAUCUGCUGAGAAAACGUUCUUUGCACAGAAGCUUAAAUGUAAUUUUUUCAAGGAAAGUGACAUAGGUACUAGCUUUUUUCAUGCUCUGAUCAGUCAAAAGCACAUGCGUAAUUUCAUCCCUGCUAUCCAGCGUAGUAAUGGUGCUCUUACUACCUCUCUAGAUGAAGUUGGAGAUGAAUUUGUUCAUUACUACCAGAACCUUUUUGGAACUUCAUCAUCUACUACACCAAUUGAUGAUGUUGUUGUUCAUAGUGGUCCUUGCCUUAAUGAAACCCAUUUUGAUUUUCUCUUGGCUCCUGUCUCCAAUGAUGUUAUCAAGGAAGCUCUCUUCAGCAUUGUUCAAGAUUUCUUUACUUCUGGCCAAAUUCUCAAGCAGAUCAACCAUUCCAUUAUAGCCCUGGUUCCGAAAUCUACUAAUGUUGCCUCAGCCAAUGACUUCAGGCCAAUCUCUUGCUGCAAUGUGGUAUACAAGGUGAUCUCCAAGAUUCUUGCUGGAAGAUUGAGCUACGCCUUUCAAGACAUUAUUGAUCCAACUUAG